UGUAAUUCAAGCAGCGCAAGGGAACUUGGGAGAAUUAUUCAAUACGAUCCCAGUGAAGGCGUGCCUGUCAGAGCAGCCUUUUCCUCUCUGUCCCCCUCCUCUUCCUCCCCAGCCCUGCUGCCUUUGGGGUGCCCUGGCCAGCAAGAGUCAGUCCUGGACUGGAGAAGAGCCCUCGGCCUCUGCUGCUUUCUCCGAGAGUGGUGCUGAGGGACAGGCUUCCUCCUCAGCUGGCUGCCUACUUGGUCGACACACCGACCCUCCCUCCUUGACUUGCCAAGCAGCUACGAAGUUGAAAGAUAGUUCACAUCACACACACUUCUGGCAAGCUGUGCACCGGCAGGGGAUCAGGUAUUGUCAAGAUCUGGCUACCAUGGUCCACCUCAGCGUCACCCCUGUAAGCUCACUUGCAGAUGCCCCUGUGUGGAUUUAUGCCUCUGGCCUUGUUCCCUCUCAGACUGUGACCCUGCAUGCAUCGCUGACAGAUGAAAGGGGAGUGCAGUUUGAAUCCAGAGCCUUCUACCAGGCAAAUGAUGCUGGGGAGGUAGAUCUGAAGAAGAUGCCUGCUCUGGGGGGUGACUAUACUGGAGUGUGGCCCAUGGGCCUCUUGGCCUCUUUGAAGGCUAAUAAUAAGAAGUUCCACCGACUGAUGAAACGGGAUGUGAUGGGAAGCCCUUUCCAUAUCCAGAUCAGUCUCUUUGGCCCUUUUAAGAUUCUGACUUCACCGACCGAUGUACCACUUGCAACCUGUACAGUGGAGAGGUGGUAUGUGGCGCCUGGAGUGGAGCGCUUCCAGAUCAAGACUGGGCGAGUUCGGGGGGCCCUUUUUGUGCCUCCAGGGCCUGGUCCAUUUCCAGGGGUGAUUGACCUGUUUGGUGGGAGCGGGGGUCUCUUUGAAUUCCGAGCUAGCCUGCUGGCUAGUAAAGGCUUUGUUGUUCUGGCCCUGGCUUACUUUGCCUAUGAUGACCUGCCACAGAGCCUGACAGAAGUGAACCUUGAAUAUUUUCAGGAAGCAUCAAUAUUGCUCUUAAACCAUACUAAGGUAAGAGGCCCAGGACUUGGAGUCAUUGGUUUGUCCAAAGGAGCAGAAAUCGCAUUAGCCAUGGCUACUUUCUUACCACAAAUAGUGGCUGCAGUGUGCAUCAAUGGGGCCACAUAUAUGAAUGGUGCACCACUCUGUUUUCGUGAUGUCCAUAUUCCUGCCAUUCCUUAUUCUUCGGAGAGGAUUGUCAUCACUGAGAUGGAAGGAAUGGCCACUCUACAUGUUUGGGGAGAUCCUCAUGACAAAGGACACCAAGCCUCUGCUAUCCCUGUGGAGAAAGCUCUGGGGCCGGUGCUCUUUGUGGUUGGUGAAGAUGAUGAAAGCCUAAAGAGCAAGUUGUAUGCUGAGAUAGCCAUAGCCAGAGCAAAGAAGAAUGGGAAAAAUAAUUGUACCCUGUUGUCUUAUCCAGGGGCUGGGCACCUCAUAGAACUCCCUGGAUCCCCACAUUGCUACAUCUCCCCAAUGCAGAAAUCACCUCUCCCCAUACAGUGGGGAGGCAAAACAGAGCCCCAUGCCAAAGCCCAGGAGCACUCCUGGAAAGAGAUCCAGAAAUUCCUUGAACUUCAUCUUGGCCCACCUGAAAGUAGCAAUUUGUGAUGCCAGUAGAAUGAAAGAGAACGUUGGGUAUCUUAUUCUACACCAAUGAUACACAAAUAAAUCAGUGGCAUAAAUGUC
This is a messenger RNA of Anolis carolinensis (green anole), 1714 nucleotides long. RefSeq names its product bile acid-CoA:amino acid N-acyltransferase (gene baat). Bases 371 to 1636 code for a protein of 421 amino acids. The transcript has 4 exons. Gene Ontology annotation, biological process: fatty acid metabolic process; acyl-CoA metabolic process. Gene Ontology annotation, molecular function: fatty acyl-CoA hydrolase activity. The record is from RefSeq and is a predicted model, not a curated record. Gene Ontology annotation, cellular component: peroxisome. NCBI's taxonomy places the organism in Eukaryota, Metazoa, Chordata, Lepidosauria, Squamata, Anolidae.